This is a messenger RNA of Paramecium pentaurelia, 1631 nucleotides long. Lineage: Eukaryota; Ciliophora; Oligohymenophorea; Peniculida; Parameciidae. The record is from the annotation of a GenBank genome assembly.
AUGUUAAAAUCAAGUCGUUCUUUAUCAUCAAGAAAAAAUGAUAAAUUAGUAAAAAAACGAAACAAAUCAGUAUAAGAAUAGGGUAGUUAUGGAAAGUUUUUAGAAUUCCUAUAAUCUUAAGCAGGACAAUCUUAUAACCAAUUUUUAUAUAUGCAAGAAUUCUUUAACACAAAUUUAUCAUAGUUUCCUACUGAUGAAGAAAUAUCUUAAAUAUAACAUAAUCUACAUGUUAGUAGUGGAGUGUUAUCAUAAAAGAAGAAAAAUUGGACAAUAGAAGAAAAGAAAGUUUUGAUUUGGUUAGUGGGUAAAUUGAGUUAAGUUUAAGAUUUGGAUAUAAGAGAAUUACCUGAUGAAUUUUGGAAUGAUGUUUCUGAAAUGAUUUAUAGGAGAGAUCCUAUAUAAUGUAAAUAGAAAUGGUCAUAAUUAUAAAAGACUGAUUUAUAAUCAAAGCCAUUUACUUAAGAUGAAGAUCAAGCAUUACUUAAUAUUAUUAAUAAAUAUUAGGAAUGUGAAUAAGGAUAGAAAUGGAGUCUUAUUGCAAAUGAAUUAAAUUUACAUAGUAGAAAUUAUAGAUCAAGUAAAUAAUGUAGAGAAAGAUGGUUAAAUCAUUUAAAUCCAAAAAUUAGAAAGUAUUAAAUUUAAUUAAUAAAAUUAGAGAUCCUUGGAAAGAUGAUGAAGAUUUUUUAUUACUCAAUUAUGUUAUAGAACAUGGUAGAAAAUGGGCAGAUAUUUCAAAAUUAUUUAAUGGAACUAGAAGUGAAAAUAAUGUUAAAAAUAGAUUCAAUAGUUUAAUAAAAAGAGAAAAGGAUUUAACAUUAAAGUAAUAAAUAUCAAAUUUAUAUUUUAGUUUACAAAAUGGAUAAAUUGUAACUAUAGAAUUUAUGUUAGGAAAUCUAACAGGAUAAUAUUUAAAUAAUGAAUAGAUUUAAGCUAUUGAAGUACUCAAAAAUAAAAUUAUUUGGAGACAAAGAUAAUUAAAAAAUAAUUAAAUUAUAUAAACAGAAUUUCUAAGAAGUUCAAUAAUUGAAGAUGUAGAAAAAAAUGAAAGAAUAUUAAUGAAACGAUCUACUGUUGUCAAAUAUGUUGUUGGACAUCUUAAUGAUGAUCAAAUAUCUACUGAAGAAUUGACACCUUGUUUAGUAAAUAUAGAAAAGAAUAUGAUUUACUUUUGUUCUAAAGAAUAAAUACUUUAAAUUAUCAAUAGAUAAAUUAAUUAAAUCAAAGAUAAUUUAGAAUAUCUUUAAAAAGAAGUUAGAAUAUUUGAUUCUGGAUUAAUUAAUUAAAAAACAUAAUUAAGCAUAAUUAGUGAAAUUAAUGAUUCUAAAUUUAGUUCAUUCAUUUGCGGAGUCGAAGAGAAUUAAAGUUUAUACGAAAAACCAAUUUUUAUUAAUUAACAUUCUAACCUUGAUAAUUACCUCAAUUUACAAUCUAAACAUUCAUCUCAAUUAUUACAAGAACAACCUGAAGGCACUAAAUUUCUAUACUUAAAUCCAAUAGAAAUUAUACAUUACAAUGCCUUUCAAAGUAUUAACAAGGCAUACAAAUCAGAAAAUCUAAUAAAUAAGACUUCUUAUAGUGUUAAAAAUAUUCCAAAAUCAUCACCAAAUGUUAUUGCCAUUUAAACAUCAUGA